This is a messenger RNA of Cuscuta campestris, 933 nucleotides long. The record is from the annotation of a GenBank genome assembly. Lineage: Eukaryota; Viridiplantae; Streptophyta; Magnoliopsida; Solanales; Convolvulaceae.
CUCAUCCGUCACAGCGGCGCACCAACAAUCCACUCAGCCCCGCCGGAGAAGCGUCUUCUUCUCUACAUCCUCACCCGGAUUCUUCGCCCCCGGGACGGUAGCCACACAUGUCUCUUCAACGAGGAUCUCAAGGCGGUUCAUGCUAUCACCCACGGCGCCUCGAUCAAUUGGGCAAAAUACGUCAUGAUUCACAUGGCGAAUUGCGCCUCCAUCGCCACUGAGCGGAGCUUGCCAUACGCCUUCCUCGUCAUGGACCUCAUCAUCUCCGCCGACAUCUCCAUCGCCGGCCCAGAUACGAAGAUGACAAAGAUUUGGAUCAUCCAAGACAGCACCUUCCGGAAGAAGUCCGGUGACGGAACCGGCGCUGGACCGAGUCGUGCCCGUGCCCCUGCCCCUACCUCCGCUCCCGCCAAGGCGUCCUUACAGUCCAUAGCCGAUACUCUGAAUCGGCUAACCCUCACAGUGGAUGGCAUGGGGCAGUCAAUCGAGCGGAUGGAUUGGACGCUGCAACAUCAACACCAUGACAUGACAGCGUUCUUCCGUGGCAUCAACUAUGUCCCGCCGCCCUUUGACAGCACCAUCCUCGGCCAAAACUAUGAAGGCGAGGACGAGGAGGAUGACUCCUAUGCUCCGUCCUCCUCCCCCGACGAGGCCGAUUUUGAGGACGCGGUCGACGGGGAUCCCAUGGACGUUGAGGACGACGAAGAAGACGAUGACGCCGAGGAUGAGGACGCCGCUGCCUAAACUCUUCUUUCUUUUCCUUCCUUCCUAUGAUUGUUUUUUUAUUAUUAUUUCCAUUCCGUUGUAUUCCGCAUUUUCUCCUUUUUCAUGAAUAAAAGUUUACUUUUAUACUCCAAAGUUCACUUUUAAUUCUUUUUGUUAAUGUCAAAAGGGAGAAGAUAUCAAGGUUAUGCAUAAAUUGAGGGGGAAUUA